Molecule: messenger RNA, 8042 nt
Organism: Entelurus aequoreus (snake pipefish)
Lineage: Eukaryota; Metazoa; Chordata; Actinopteri; Syngnathiformes; Syngnathidae
Gene: ank1b
Product: ankyrin 1, erythrocytic b
Exons: 43
Coding region: 173-5776 (1867 amino acids)
Biological process (GO): signal transduction
Molecular function (GO): protein binding
Source: RefSeq, a predicted model, not a curated record
ACUUGGACACACAUGUCUUGGAUGCAUGCAGAAGAGAGGUAGUGAGUGACAGGGGGUUGGGGUGGAGGGGGGGCGGGCUCGGUCGUUGGAAGGACUGGUGGAGUUGGAGCGACGGCGACAGUAGUAGCAGCAGCAGCAGUGUAGCAGCAGCAGCAGCAGCAGCAGCGACACCAUGGCGCAAGCCGCCAAGCAGCUCCGCAAGACCAAGGACCUCGCUGAGGCCGCCGCCCAGGAGCAGAGGGAGAAGGAGGAGGAGAAGAUCAAAAAGAGGAAUCGAUCCAGGGACCGCAGGCGCAAAGCCGAUGCAACCACCAGCUUUCUGCGUGCAGCACGAUCAGGCAACCUGGACAAAGCUCUGGACCACAUCAAGAAUGGAAUAAACAUCAAUAUAGCUAAUCAAAACGGCCUUAAUGGGUUACAUCUGGCUUCUAAAGAGGGUCAUGUGAAGAUGGUUCUUGAGCUCCUUCAUGAUGGCAUUGAACUGGAGGCCACCACCAAGAAAGGAAACACAGCUCUCCAUAUCGCAGCGCUGGCAGGCCAGGAGAAAGUAGUGGCUGAGCUUGUCAAUUACGGAGCCAACGUGAAUGCCCAAUCACACAAAGGGUUCAGUCCUCUCUACAUGGCAGCACAGGAGAAUCACCUCGAGGUGGUCAAGUUCCUUCUUGAGAACAGUGCAAAUCAGAGUCUCCCAACUGAGGACGGCUUCACUCCUCUAGCAGUUGCCCUCCAGCAGGGCCACGAAAAUGUUGUAGCACUGCUCAUCAACUACGGCACUAAAGGCAAGGUCCGGCUCCCUGCACUGCACAUCGCUGCUCGAAAUGACGACACGCGCACUGCAGCCGUGCUUCUGCAGAACGACCCCAAUCCUGAUGUUCUCAGCAAGACUGGUUUCACACCUCUCCAUAUCGCAGCCCACUAUGAGAAUAUGAGCGUUGCCCAGCUGCUGUUAAACAGAGGAGCCAACGUAGACUUCAUCCCAAAGAAUGGCAUUACACCCCUUCAUAUUGCCUCCAGGAGGGGCAAUGUGAUGAUGGUCAGACUCCUGCUGGACAGAGGGGCCCAGAUCGAUGCCAAAACUAAGGAUGAACUUACUCCGCUUCACUGUGCAGCCAGAAACGGACACGUUCGCAUCAUUGAGAUCCUGCUAGAACACGGUGCUCCCAUCCAAGCUAAAACCAAGAAUGGUCUGUCCCCCAUCCACAUGUCAGCACAGGGGGAUCAUAUGGACUGCGUAAGACAGCUACUCCAAUACAACGCAGAGAUUGACGAUAUCACGCUGGACCAUUUAACCCCUCUUCAUGUAGCAUCCCACUGUGGUCACCAUCGCAUGGCCAAAGUUCUUCUGGAUAAGGGAGCCAAAGCCAAUGCUCGAGCUCUGAAUGGUUUCACGCCUCUCCAUAUUGCAUGCAAGAAGAACCACAUUCGGUCAAUGGACUUGCUGCUCAAACACUCCGCUUCCUUAGAAGCUGUCACAGAGUCUGGCCUCACUCCUCUCCAUGUAGCAGCUUUCAUGGGCCAUCUGAACAUAGUGAAGAACCUUCUCCAGAGAGGGGCUUCUCCUAAUGCUUCCAAUGUUAAAGUGGAGACUCCCCUCCACAUGGCCUCCAGGGCAGGGCACUGUGAAGUUGCACAGUUCUUGCUGCAGAAUGCAGCACAAGUGGACGCCAAAGCGAAGGACGACCAGACCCCUCUUCACUGUGCGGCCCGUAUGGGACACAAGGAGCUGGUCAAGCUGCUACUUGAGCACAAGGCCAAUCCUGAUUCAUCUACAACGGCAGGCCACACACCCUUACACAUCGCUGCACGUGAAGGACACAUUCACACCAUUCGCAUCUUGUUAGAUGCCGGAGCACAACAGACCAAAAUGACCAAGAAAGGCUUCACCCCCCUCCACGUGGCCUCUAAAUACGGAAAGGUGGAUGUAGCAGAGCUCCUUCUCGAGAGAGGCACCAAUCCCAACGCAGCUGGCAAGAACGGUCUGACCCCCCUUCAUGUGGCAGUUCACCACAACAACCUGGAUGUUGUUAAACUGCUGGUCAGCAAGGGAGGAUCUGCACACAGCACUGCACGAAACGGGUAUACCCCCUUGCAUAUAGCCGCCAAGCAGAACCAGAUGGAGGUGACCAAUUGCCUGCUGCAGAAUGGGGCAUCGCCCAAUGCCGAGUCCCUCCAAGGGAUCACGCCUCUACAUCUGGCUUCGCAAGAAGGACGGCCCGACAUUGUGGCUCUGCUCAUCUCCAAGCAAGCUAAUGUAAAUUUAGGAAACAAGAAUGGUUUGACACCUCUACAUCUUGUAGCACAGGAGGGUCAUGUGGGCAUUGCCGACACACUGGUCAAACAGGGUGCAUCUGUUUACGCUGCUUCACGGAUGGGCUACACUCCCCUUCACGUUGCCUGUCACUAUGGUAACAUCAAGGUGGUCAAGUUUCUUCUGCAGCAGCAGGCUCACGUGAACAGCAAAACACGGAUGGGCUACACCCCUUUGCACCAGGCAGCUCAGCAGGGUCACACUGAUAUUGUCACCCUGCUGUUGAAACACGGAGCACAGCCCAAUGACAUAACAUCGAAUGGGACGUCUCCACUGGGCAUUGCAAAGCGUCUGGGAUAUAUCUCUGUUAUCGAUGUGCUCAAACUGGUGACUGAGGAAUCUGUUUCUACGAUCACGACAGAAAAGCAUCGAAUGAGUUUUCCUGAGACAGUGGAUGAAAUCUUGGACGUCUCGGAGGAUGAAGGGGUUGCCCAGCUAACGUUAGGAGAUGAGUUGCUUGGUAUGGACGGAGCGCGCUAUUUGAAGCUUGACGACUUCAAGGAUCAAGACGAUGACUUUCUCUCCCCGAAGAAGACUCUUAGAGACUUUGAGGGAGGUGUGGGAACCACGCCGUAUUCUCCCGCCAUUCCUAGGAUCCCUUGUGUUUCGCCAGAGACUGUUCUUCUUGAUCAGCAGACCCCCAUCCCACUGCCAAAGGAGUAUGACGAAGAUUCUCUUAUCCCGAGCAGUCCAGCGACAGAAACCUCAGACAACGUCAGCCCUGUGGCCAGCCCCAUUCACACCGGCUUCCUGGUGAGCUUCAUGGUGGACGCUCGUGGAGGCUCCAUGCGAGGCAGCAGACAUCACGGCCUUCGAGUGAUCAUCCCUCCUCGGACAUGCGCUGCACCAACACGCAUUACCUGUCGUCUGGUCAAACCUCAGAAACUGACCACGCCCCCUCCUCUGGUGGAAGGGGAGGGCCUUGCCAGCCGCAUCAUCUCUUUAGGUCCAUCCAGCAUGCAGUUUCUUGGGCCAGUUAUAGUGGAGAUCCCUCAUUUCGCCUCACUUGCUCGGGGGGACCGAGAGCUUGUGGUCCUCCGUAGUGAGAACGGCUCAGUUUGGAAAGAACACCGGAAUCGCUAUGGCGACGAAGUGCUGGAAACUAUUUUGAAUGGCAUGGAUGAAGAGCUAGAAAGUCAAGAGGAGUUGGAAAAGAAGAGAAUCCGUCGGAUCAUCUCCACCGACUUCCCCUUGUACUUUGCUGUGGUUUCACGAAUUCAGCAAGAGAGCGAUCUGAUUGGUCCAGAGGGCGGGAGGCUGACCGGUAAACUUGUACCCCACGUUGAGGCCAUCUUCCCAGAGACAGCUGUAACCAAAAGAGUGAGACUGGGCCUACAGGCCCAGCCUAUCCCUGAUGAGCUGCUGACUCGACAACUUGGCAACCAGGCGACCUUCAGCCCGGUAGUCACCAUCGAACCACGUCGACGCAAAUUCCAUCGUCCAAUCGGGCUCCGCAUCCCGCUUCCACCGUCCUGGCGAGAGAGCCCUCGCGAUGCUGGGGAAGGCGACACCACAAGCCUGCGUCUCCUCUGCAGUGUCAUUGGUGGGACAGCACCUGCUCAGUGGGAGGACAUUACUGGAACCACCAAGCUGAUGUAUGCAAACAGCUGCGCCAACUUCACCACCAAUGUCUCUGCAAGAUUUUGGCUAGCAGAUUGUCCCCGUACUGCAGAGGCUGUGACCUUUGCCAAUCUGCUAUACCGUGAGCUCAUGGCAGUACCUUAUAUGGCUAAGUUUGUCAUAUUUGCAAAGAUGAAUGAAACACGGGAAGGACGGUUACGUUGUUACUGCAUGACGGAUGACAAGAUGGACAAGACGUUGGAGUUGCAUGAAAACUUCACCGAAGUCGCACGUAGUCGAGACAUUGAGCUGAUGGAGGGCAUGCCGCUGCACCUGGAGUGUUCUGGGAACCUGGUACCAAUCAGGAAGGCCACGCAGCAGCCUCGCAGCUUCAGCUUCCAAGCCUUCAGAGAUAACAGGCUGCCUGUUUCUGUCAAGGUCAGAGAUAGUAACAAAGAUGCCACAGGCUUUUUAUCCUUUCUGAGAAAGUGCACAAAAUAUGAGGAUGCACAGCACGUGCUCUGUAACCUCAACAUAGCCAUGCCACCCUGUGUCAAGGUCGUUGGAAGUGAAGAACGGAGGCGAACUUUAACCCCUCUCGCCCUGAGGGAGCGCUACAGUGCUCUGAAUGAGCCUGGUUUGGCUACAGUGAACGCCAUGGAGAGGGCUGAGAGCAAAAUAAACAUCAUAUCGGAGCAACUGGGUUUAAGCUGGGCAGAGUUGGCAAGAGAGCUCCAGUUUGGUGUGGAUGACAUCAAUAGGAUCCGUGUGGAGAAUCCCAACUCACUGCUGGACCAGAGCUCCUCUUUACUCAAUCUAUGGGCCAGCAGAGAGGGCAAGAGAGCAAAGAUGGAGAGCCUGUACACUGCUUUGAAGAAUAUUGACCGUGCAGACAUUGUGAGCUCUCUGGAGGGUCAGGCCCCACUACUGGCACCAGGUUCUUCAGAGGAGGGAGCCUGCCGACUGGGUGAUCGUGAUUCUACCUUUCUUUCUCCCAGUGUCAUCAAUGGUUAUGGACUAGUUCAGGAGGAUCUUCUGUCUCCAGCCUCCAUGCAGUACAAUUUACCCUCUCCUCUGGGGGCAGAGCCUUACUGGCAGGAAGUCUCCAGUCUGGAAUGUGCCCCCAUAGCGGCCACAGAGGAAGACACCUUGAUGGAAAUGUCCGACGUCCAGGUUUGGCCAGCGGGGGUCAGCCCGUCGCUAGUCACCGUGGAAGACUCCUCUUUGGACGGCAGUAGUCGAGCGGAUGACUCGGAGGGCGCCACGCUCUCUCUUCCCUACAGCUUGGGCCGCCCCAGCAGUGGAGCCAGCGGGGCGAGCGGCUCCAUCAUGGAGCUGGAGGAAGAGGAGGAUGAGGAAGUUGAGGAGGAGGAGGUGCCACUGGAGCCAGUGAGCGCGCUGGCGGAAACGGACCAGGUCAGAGCCAGUGGCGCCGUUCCCAAGGUCAACUUGAACGGCCAGCUGGGAGGUCAGAGGUCGGAUGGGAGGAGAGGGGAGGCUCUUGGGACAGGAGGAGGAGCAAAAAGAGGCGGGACAGGGCUUCUUGGUUCAGUGGAAGGGAUUUCUCUUGUUUCAGGCCAACAGGCGUACGGCCAGUGUGAGAUGUCCACUUUGAGCCGAGCUGGCGAACACAAUGGCGACAACCGGUUGGUCGGCGGCGGUGCGUUUCAACCCUACCUACCUGAAAACGACACCCUGCAGGGCUGGGUGGGAUCAGUAUCGUCGGAACGGGACAUCAGCGCAUCAGGCCUCCGCGCUGCCCAAGAGGCUCUGCUGACUCCGAGGGAGGAGAAAGAAGAUUUUGCUGCUGAUGAACACAGAAGCAGGCUGACUCGAAAAAUGGGUGCGGAUGUGAGAAGGACUACUCAGUCGGUGAAGCGCACCAGCCUUCGGAAGGCUAAACACUGAAACACAACACACACAACUUGGUCCACAAGGACAAGAGAGACACUGCCAAAAGUUCCUCAACAAAAUCACAACCGGCGCGCAAAGGAAAGUGAGCAACAAUAGAGAACGGCAAGGACUACCAAACUACAAAAUGACACUCAUAAAAUGAACCUCAACAUGUGACACACACACACACAGAUAAAAAGGGUGUGAGAGUUUAACCUGUAGUUUUAUAACAUUUGUAAAGUAUCACAUUAACUAAGGCAUGAGGAUUUUUCUAGAAAACCAUCUUAAAAAGAACAAAUGUCACUGAAAACAAGACAACAAAAAGUGCUUCCUGUGAACUGUAACUGCAUGACGACUGCUGGUGCAUGACCUUUGACCUUUUGUCAUUAUCUACAAACAGAAGGGAGUACAAGGUGGAACAUAAUACUGCAGCUUAAAAAAGUGCUUUCAGGUUGAAGCCUGCCAUUGCUUCUUUUCAGUGGACCCUUUUUGUUCUCCGUGUGUGGUACUGUAUAUGCGCUCUCUGCUGUGUGAACGCGUGUGCAUGCUUUCCCCUCCAAAGCUCUGUGAUGUCACGGCGUGCUGAGCAGCUCUGGAAUGAAAAACGAAUGUCCUCUUGUGCUGAAUUUGCCUUCCUUGUUGUCCGAUCGAAAGCGUUUUAGUUUUUUUUUUUUUGGAAGAACUGGAAUCUUUUUCUUGCUUGAUUGCGAUGUGCAGCGAAGUUUACAUUUGUCCACUCUUCUCUAUCUUCUUUCUCCCGGUAGCCAAAAUCAUUCCAACCCGAACCAGUAGCCUCACUUGAUAUGCAGAACAAUCCAGGGCCUCAUCCGCAGUGCUUUCCCUUCCACUCAAUGUCUAAAAGUCAGUGUGCCGCAUGUGUGAGGCAAAGUAUGCCGCGAUUGCGAUGGUUCCUAGAAUGCCAUUGUGCUGCUUUGACACAUGAUUGUGCGAGGGAAACGUGCAGCAAAAGGCAGCACUGUGAUUGUCUCGCUCUCACCGACCCCAGACUUGUGAUCUGUCAACAUAAAACAGAAGCACACACACAUCACACAAUCAUAUCAUGAAGGACUGCAUGGGCAGGGUCGCGCGGAAAGUGGGAAUUUGCCACAGCAAUAAAAUGCACCGCGGGAAAGUAGACUUGUACCUUGUUUUUUUAAAUCGCCUGGACAACACUGGAACAUGUGUACUGCAUGGGCUUUGACCCCACGCUGACACAAGAUCACACCAGACAGCAUUCGGUGUAGCAAAUGAUCAACCAGUUUUAUGUUACAAUAGCAGACACCAUGAAUAUUUACCAUUUGUUGUCUUUGUGUCGGUAUAUGUUCAAAUACCUCGUGGAUCAAGACAUGCUGUUUUUUGCUUACGUUUUAUGCAGAAACCUGAUGGAUUAUGCCGGGUGGGGUCAUAUUAUGGUAGCAUACGUCCACAAACACACCAUCCAUGAGUACUGUCAAUGAUACUGUAGCCUGCAUUUGUGAGAUUGACAGAAUGAAUGAACAAAUUAUUUUUGCACAUGACACAUUUUCUGCAUGCGUGAUAGCCUCAUUAGAUAUGUUUCACUUUUUCCACUCAGGUUUUAGUUUGGUCUACUUGUUGUUUUUGUGCAGAGCCCUACUCUUCGAGACGCAAGAAUGACAAUGUUGGUGGACUGUUUUGUCCUGUUACAUUUUUUCUUUUUACAUACUGUAGGUCAAGUAUAAUGCUUUGUUUAUGUGUGAGAGAUGAUUGGUUCUCAAACUUGUCGGAUCAUGUAAAAAAUAAAAAUAAAGUUUUUGCAGGCAUGCCACUCGAAAGUUGAACCUACGAUGUACUUUAAAAAGUAUUGUAAAAAAAUACUGUCGAGAAGAAUAGAGCUCACUUAUACUCCUUUAGAAUGGAUACAUGACAAUGUAAACGCAAUAUCAUAUUACUCUAUCCUAAGGAAUGCAACUGCACCCAUGCACAAAAAAAGUUUUUAUGAAAAUAUGUGUAUAAAAAUGAUAUAUGACAAAAUACACAGUAUUUCAUUAGAAUGCUAUGCACCCUCUUAGAGUUGUUAUGGAUGUUCUUUAAGCAGUCUAGUUAGCCGACGCCCACACAGUGGGAAAUGUAGAGGCUUUGUAGCUUUGACCACUUGUUUUCUUUUCUUUUAUAUUGCCCCCCUGGCCCCAAAUAUGAUUUAAUGAAGAAAAAAAACAAGAAAAGUGUAUACAAGCCUUUUAAUUCAGAACCAUUCUGACCUAAAGAUAUGUAUAGCUCAUGUUACCCUGUACACCAGCUCAAACCAUUUAAUAAACAAAGA